AGUCUGUUUAUUUAGAUAAACACUGUGUGACCCACAAUCACCUAAUCAAACCAAUGACCAAUUCGUAAUUGUGAAAAUAACCGCUUAACAAACUUAAACCAGGUUAGGUCUGACCAAUAAAUUAAACCGGAAUACCGGUUUGAAACGGUUUAAACGCGGGAGAGGGAGAGAGAGUGGAUUUGAAUCACUACUUUCCCACCUUGUACAGAGCACGCUUCCAUGGCGUCGUCACGAUCGUUGGCCUCUUCCUACACCUUCGAUGAUAAAGAUCUAGACGACGCUGAUCUAUGGGCGGUGAUCGAUUCCGCCGCCGCCGCUCUCGCUCAGAACACUACCACCUCCUCCUCCACCGUCGUCGGGAAAUCUCCGAAACCCCUCGCUGUUAGGUAUCCGAACUUCAACUCUCCUCCGACACCUGUUUCCAACGCUCCUCCGCCGUCGAAGCUUCUCCAGGCCACGAAUCAUAUCCCUAGGUCAUACGAGGAGUCACCGCGUCCGAGCAAAAUCGCCAGAUCUCGCGUCUUCUCUGAGGUGAACAGUGAGAGUAAUCCGAUGGCUCUCGUUACGACGUCGCAUCGGAGUUCGAAUCUGGUUAAUAAUUCGACGAAGUUUUCUUCGCCGGAGAGUUACUCUUCACCGCGUCCGAACAAUGUGGCCAGAUCUAGCGUCUUCUCUGAGGUGAAUAGUGAGAGUCCGAUGGCUCUCGUUACGACGUCGCAUCGGAGUUCGAAUCCGGUUAACCACUCUGCGAAGUUUUCUUCUCCCGAGAGUUACUCUGUGGCCAGAUCUAGCGUCUUGUCUGAGGUGAACAGUGAGAGUCCGAUGGCUCUCGUUACGAUGGCGAACCGGAAUUUGACUCCGGUUAACCACUCUACGAAGUUCUCUUCGCCGGAGAGUUACCUGUCGCCUGGGAUCAGGAAGUCUACGUCCUUAUCGGAGGUUUCUCCACCGUCGAGCUGCGUUAAGAACGAUCCGGUGAAUGAGAUGCGGCAUAGUUUGUCAGGGAGCUUUCCUUCUGCUACUCUGUUCAAGGAGUAUCAGAACACAGCUAUGGCGAUUCUAGAGAAGUCUGAUUACACAAUGAUAUCAGGGAAAGCAUACAUUAAGAAGUCAGGUUGGAGGAAGAUAUCGUUUUACUUCAAUGUGUCUUACGAAAUAAGGGACAAGAACAUUGAGUUUGACGAAAACAGAAACGUCCAGCGUGCUGAGUUCAUCGUCAGAGCUAUAAUGCAAGGAGGGAGAUUUGCUGAUGGAUGGGGCUCUUGUGAGCGACGUGAGAAGAAGUUUCUAAAACCAAAUCAUGAUAUCCCCAGUACAGCAGAGACCAGAGCCAAGAACAGAGCUUGUCAGGAUCUUCUAGGAAUCGGUGAAUAUCGAGAAAGCCCAACUGGGUUUCCACGAUGAUCAGACGUCAUCAACUGUGUUUCCCGACUUCAUCACUACCAAGCUAAACAACCAAAUCAAGAUUGAUAAGGUAUGCCUCUUCAUUGAUUUUCAUGGAUUGAGUUUUGACUUUACAUGAAGAAAACUAAUGAAACUUGAUUGUAAUGGAUUAUGAUUUGUGUCAAAGUAUUUUACAUCUAAAUCAACAAAAACAUAUAUAAUAUUCAAAUUACUAAUCAUUUUGCUUUAGCUC
Molecule: messenger RNA, 1636 nt
Organism: Brassica napus (rape)
Lineage: Eukaryota; Viridiplantae; Streptophyta; Magnoliopsida; Brassicales; Brassicaceae
Product: endochitinase A-like
Exons: 5
Coding region: 220-1404 (394 amino acids)
Source: RefSeq, a predicted model, not a curated record